Gymnodraco acuticeps is the source of this 2007-nucleotide messenger RNA. It is a transcript of the gene crip2, whose product is annotated as cysteine-rich protein 2. The transcript has 8 exons. Lineage: Eukaryota; Metazoa; Chordata; Actinopteri; Perciformes; Bathydraconidae. The record is from RefSeq and is a predicted model, not a curated record. Bases 126 to 740 code for a protein of 204 amino acids.
UCUCGUGGAGUGAAUAGAUGCUCGGGCUCCUGUGAGCGGUGCGAGGACACUUGCUGUGCAGAGAAGAGAUAGUGAACGCAGCUCCGGACAAACAAAACAGAUCACUUUCACCCACAACAUCCAACAUGUCUUCAAAGUGCCCCAAGUGUGAGAAGACGGUGUAUUUCGCUGAAAAGGUGUCAUCACUGGGGAAAGACUGGCACAAGAUGUGUCUUAAGUGUGACCGCUGCAACAAGCUCCUGAACGCCGGAGGCCACGCUGAGCACGACGGACGGCCCUACUGCCACAAACCGUGCUAUGCUGCCCUCUUUGGGCCAAAAGGAGUCAACAUCGGUGGAGCUGGCUCUUAUGUGUACGAUGCUCCCGCCAACAACAACCCCACCAGCGUGGAUUCAGCCCCAAAAGCUGAAGAGAAGCGAGUGUUUGUCCCCAAGGCAGCACCCAAAGCUGCUGGAAGCAUCACCACCUUUUCUGGAGAGGCCAACCUGUGUCCCCGAUGCAGCAAGAAGGUGUAUUUUGCUGAGAAGGUGACAUCACUGGGUAAGGACUGGCAUCGACCCUGUCUGCGCUGUGAGAGGUGCAGCAAGACUCUGACUCCUGGCAGCCAUGCAGAGCAUGACGGCCAGCCCUACUGCCACAAACCCUGCUACGCUGUUCUCUUCGGGCCCAAAGGCGUGAACACUGGUGGUGUUGGCAGCUACGUCUAUGAGAAGGAGCCCAGUGCAGUGACCCAGCCUUGAACCUUUUGUCCCCUCAGCUUCAUCCCUCCUCUUCUCUACACAACACUGACCAUCAACCACAGUAUUAUUCGUCCUCUUCCUCCCACCUGGCGCUCAUACCUGAGACAAAUUAUCCCAUUUCUCCUUUAUUCUGACCCGCUCCCAGCUGAUUUAGCACUAGGAGGAAUGAUUAAAUGACCUAAACAUGUGUUGUAUAUACAUUUGCUCCGGGAGAGCCACACCAAGCAUUCCCACAGGUAUUACAAGUAAUUUAAUGCCAUGUUUACACAUUUAUAAACGUAUGAGAACACAUUAAAUGUCACCACAGUCAAAUACGAAGGUCCUAUAUUUAAAUGUUGUAGCCUGACAACAGUGUGAUUGAGGAUAUCCGGUUUGAGGUGACUUGUGUUUAACAAAAAUGUGACAGAGAUUGAUUCUUGGGUGUGGAGAAGUGCCUUCUGGCUGGAGGUGGAGGUGUAGCGCGUUGACAGCCGGAGGAAUUACGCCUUGGAGGCACAGGUGGUGCUCAGAAUCAGGUUGCCAAUAAAUGUGUAUUUUAAAAAUGCCAUAUUUACCUUUUGCCCGCCUGUCAACAUUCCUUAUUUUAAAAUAAAUUAAAAAAAAAUCCCAACAUAUUGCAAAAAAGGUGCGAAAGUGGACCUGUUAGGCGACUGUUACAUGACUUCCAACACAUCCACAACGCUGUAUUGAGUCAACAUGAAUUUAUUCAAAUUUUAAGCAUAUGUUAUUAACCUGUUUAAUGUCAAAAUCUGGUUUAUGUGCUAAUAAACAACAAAACCGUCAAUUUUCAAAAUAAGGCAGAAUGUGGAUGGGGUUUUCUAAACGGAGGAAUGUAGGUUGCCGGAUAAAAACAAGUAUUUAUUGCUUCAAAUUAAGUCCUUCAAAUUUAAUUAGCCAUUGUACUGCUGCCCUUUAUGGGACUGAUUGUGAAGGAGGUCAAACAGGGCAAUGUAAGUUGUAAAAAAUCGCUACAACUAAGAUGUUUUAUUGUUAAUUAUAAAUAACCCGGCUGUUGUUUUCCGAGAAAUGACGCGUUAUUUGAAGUAUUUGUUGCCGUUAGCAGAGGCAGUAGCUUAGCUCGUAGACACACUGCAGACAAGUCAUUCUGUGAGAAUGUGCAUCCUAGUAUUAUCGUAAGACUGUAACUGUGUUUGUUUAAUACCUGUCGUACAUCAUAGGGCUCACUGUUUGUAGACUGAGACGCUGCACUUCAGCCCUGCUGCAUUUUGUCUUUUUAAUUCCUUGAAUAAAUAUGUAAUAAACUCUU